Rhizophagus irregularis DAOM 181602=DAOM 197198 is the source of this 459-nucleotide messenger RNA. NCBI's taxonomy places the organism in Eukaryota, Fungi, Glomeromycota, Glomeromycetes, Glomerales, Glomeraceae. The record is from RefSeq and is a predicted model, not a curated record.
AUCAAAGAACUUAAUCAUGUUCUUUCAAUAUAUGGGUUAUCUCAAAAUCCUAACACAAAUGACUAUAUUAUGGUUCUUGAUUAUGCAGAAGGUGGAAGUUUAUAUAAUUGGGUAAACAAACACUAUAGUAAAUUUGACUGGUCAUAUAAAAUAAAUACAUUAUUUAAUAUUAUUACUGGUCUUGAAGAAAUUCAUGAAAAACAACUGGUUCAUCGUGAUCUUCAUACAGGAAAUAUAUUAUCAAUGUAUAUUACCUUGGAUAAUUAUAAUUUAAUGUGCAUAUCAGAUAUGGGAUUAUGUGGAAGAGUUGACAAUACAGACAAAACAAAACUUUAUGGAGUUAUGCCUUACGUGGCUCCUGAAGUGUUAAGAGGAGAACCUUAUACUCAAACAGCAGAUGUAUAUAGCUUUGGUAUGAUUAUGUAUUUUGUAGCAACAGGAAACCAACCUUUUUUCAAU